UGCGGGGACUUCCAGGGCCCGGAGGCGGGCUGCUUGCACCCGGCGCCGCCGCAGCCCCCGCCGCCCGGGCCGCUGUCUCAGCACCCGCCGGUGCCCCCAGCCGCCGCCGGCCCCCUUGCAGGGCAGCCGAGAAAGAGCAGCUCGUCCCGCCGCAACGCGUGGGGCAACCUGUCCUAUGCCGACCUCAUCACCAAGGCCAUCGAGAGCUCAGCCGAGAAGCGGCUCACGCUGUCGCAGAUCUACGAGUGGAUGGUCAAGAGCGUGCCCUAUUUCAAGGAUAAGGGUGACAGCAACAGCUCCGCGGGCUGGAAGAAUUCAAUUCGCCAUAAUCUGUCCCUACACAGCAAGUUCAUUCGUGUGCAGAAUGAAGGAACUGGAAAAAGUUCUUGGUGGAUGCUCAAUCCAGAGGGAGGCAAGAGUGGCAAAUCCCCUCGGAGAAGAGCUGCGUCCAUGGACAACAACAGUAAAUUUGCUAAGAGCCGGGGCCGAGCUGCUAAGAAAAAAGCAUCCCUGCAGUCUGGCCAGGAGGGUGCCGGGGACAGCCCAGGAUCUCAGUUUUCUAAAUGGCCUGCGAGCCCUGGCUCUCACAGCAAUGAUGACUUUGAUAACUGGAGUACAUUUCGCCCUCGAACUAGCUCAAAUGCUAGUACUAUUAGUGGGAGACUUUCUCCCAUUAUGACCGAACAGGACGAUCUUGGAGAUGGGGAUGUGCAUUCUCUGGUGUACCCACCAUCUGCUGCAAAGAUGGCUUCUACGCUACCCAGUCUGUCUGAGAUAAGCAAUCCUGAAAAUAUGGAAAAUCUUUUGGAUAAUCUCAACCUUCUGUCAUCACCAACGCCAUUAACUGUUUCAACCCAGUCUUCACCUGGCACCAUGAUGCAGCAGACACCAUGCUACUCAUUUGCACCUCCAAACACCAGUCUGAAUUCACCCAGCCCAAACUACCAAAAAUACACAUAUGGCCAGUCCAGCAUGAGCCCUUUGCCCCAGAUGCCUAUGCAAACACUUCAGGACAACAAAUCGAGCUAUGGAGGUAUGAAUCAGUAUAACUGUGCACCAGGACUCUUGAAGGAGUUGCUUACUUCUGACUCUCCUCCCCACAAUGACAUUAUGACAGCAGUUGAUCCUGGGAUCGCCCAACCCAACAGCCGGGUCCUUGGUCAGAAUGUGUUGAUGGGCCCUAAUUCGGUCAUGUCAACCUAUGGCAGCCAGGCAUCUCAUAACAAAAUGAUGAACCCCAGCUCCCACACCCACCCUGGACAUACCCAGCCAACAUCCGCAGUUAAUGGGCGUGCCUUGCCCCAUGCGGUCAACACCAUGCCCCACACCUCGGGUAUGAACCGCUUGGCCCCCGUGAAGACAGCUUUACAAGUGCCUCUGUCCCACACCAUGCAGAUGAACGCGCUGGGGGCCUACUCCUCGGUGAGCAGCUGCAAUGGCUAUGGCAGGAUGGGCCUUCUCCACCAGGAGAAGCUCCCAAGUGACUUGGAUGGCAUGUUGAUUGAGCGCUUGGACUGCGACAUGGAGUCCAUCAUUCGGAACGAUCUUAUGGAUGGAGAUACGUUGGAUUUUAACUUUGACAAUGUAUUGCCCAACCAAAGCUUCCCGCACAGCGUCAAGACGACGACACAUAGCUGGGUGUCAGGCUAAGAGUGAGUUAGUGAACAGGCUACACUUAAAAGUACUUCAGACUGUCUGACAGCAGGAACUGAGAGAAGCAGUCCAAAGA
Puma concolor (puma) is the source of this 1729-nucleotide messenger RNA. RefSeq names its product forkhead box O1 (gene FOXO1). The record is from RefSeq and is a predicted model, not a curated record. Gene Ontology annotation, cellular component: nucleus. Gene Ontology annotation, molecular function: DNA-binding transcription factor activity, RNA polymerase II-specific; RNA polymerase II cis-regulatory region sequence-specific DNA binding. Lineage: Eukaryota; Metazoa; Chordata; Mammalia; Carnivora; Felidae. Gene Ontology annotation, biological process: regulation of transcription by RNA polymerase II; insulin receptor signaling pathway.